Grammomys surdaster is the source of this 792-nucleotide messenger RNA. It is a transcript of the gene Ist1, whose product is annotated as IST1 factor associated with ESCRT-III. The record is from RefSeq and is a predicted model, not a curated record. The coding region runs from base 1 to 792 and encodes 263 amino acids. Gene Ontology annotation, biological process: protein transport. Lineage: Eukaryota; Metazoa; Chordata; Mammalia; Rodentia; Muridae. The transcript has 7 exons.
AUGCUGGGCUCUGGUUUCAAAGCUGAGCGCUUACGAGUCAAUUUGAGAUUAGUUAUAAAUCGUCUUAAACUGUUGGAGAAGAAAAAAACGGAACUGGCCCAGAAAGCAAGGAAGGAGAUUGCUGACUAUCUGGCUGCUGGGAAGGAUGAGCGAGCACGCAUCCGUGUGGAGCACAUAAUCCGGGAAGACUACCUUGUGGAGGCCAUGGAGAUCCUGGAGCUGUACUGUGACCUGCUGCUGGCUCGGUUUGGCCUUAUCCAGUCUAUGAAGGAGCUAGACUCUGGUCUAGCUGAAUCUGUGUCUACACUGAUCUGGGCUGCUCCUCGGCUGCAGUCAGAAGUGGCCGAGUUGAAAAUAGUUGCCGAUCAGCUCUGUGCCAAAUAUAGCAAGGAAUAUGGCAAGUUGUGCAGGACCAACCAGAUUGGGACUGUGAAUGAUAGGCUGAUGCACAAACUGAGUGUAGAAGCCCCACCCAAAAUCCUAGUGGAGAGAUACCUGAUUGAAAUUGCCAAGAAUUACAAUGUACCCUAUGAACCUGACUCUGUUGUCAUGGCAGAAGCUCCUGUUGGGGUGGAGACAGAUCUUAUUGAUGUUGGAUUUACGGAUGAUGUAAAGAAAGGUGGUCCUGGAAGAGGAGGAGGGGGCGGGUUCACGGCCCCUGUUGGUGGACCCGAUGGCAUCGUGCCCAUGCCUAUGCCCAUGCCCAUGCCAUCUCCAAAUGCUCCCUUCGCAUACCCACUGCCAAAGGGACCAGACAUCUACAAGUUACAGAUUGGGAGGCGGUGUUUCUGA